Molecule: messenger RNA, 339 nt
Organism: Thermothelomyces thermophilus ATCC 42464
Lineage: Eukaryota; Fungi; Ascomycota; Sordariomycetes; Sordariales; Chaetomiaceae
Exons: 2
Coding region: 1-339 (112 amino acids)
Source: RefSeq, a predicted model, not a curated record
AUGGCCGUCACAGACGCCAUGACCGACCUCAUCAAGUCCGUCGGAGAGCUACUGUCCUCUGUCUCGGACGCCGCCUACGCCAUCGUCCAUUCCUUCGUCAGCGGCAUCUUCAACCUCUUCGCCGGCUUAUACGCCUUCCUAAGUGACCUCGGCAAGGGCGUGUUCGACCUGGCCGGCGGGGUCGGCAAGUUCAUCGCAGGAAAUGCCGUCAUCAUCGUCGUUCUCGUCGCCGCAGUGUUCGCAUACACUCGCUUCGUCCGGACUCCGCAGGCCCAACAGGCUCAGGGCCGCAAACCCGCCGUGACAAAGGAGGUCGGUGCCGGCAAGAAGACGAACUGA